UCGCCAGGCGUCAAAAUCUACCCUUUGUGUCAGGUUUGUUAUGAAUAAGGCAGGCAUUAAAGAAGUUAAGAUCUCAGGCAGACAUUCAAGAAGAUAAGAUCUCAGUUGUUUGUUUUUGUGUUGUUUAUUGGCAAUGUUUUCUGUAGCUCCGCACGUAUCUGGUUGGUUCACUGUCUGUCUGACUCUGUGUACAGCCAUCUUACACCUGUCUGAUGGAGCUGGCUUCUUCUUCGCUAAUUAUACAUGGACGUUUCCUGUGUUUACCACUUUAACAACAACCACAGGCACCACCAAGUCGACUACACCUACAACAGAAGCUGUGACCGUAUCCACCACUAUAGCAGUUACUACAGCUAGCAGCACAUCUGCGGCUACGGCUACCACUAAAGCCGCGAUCACAGCUAACAGCACGGCUGCACCCUUGUCAGGUGGAUAUAGUGACACCAGCGUGCCAUCGCCGUCUUUACAAAAUGACACUACCACAUCUGCGUCUUUGUUGAGCUUCAGCAACAAAAGCUAUACUGCAUUUAAUACAACACCAACAGCAUUUCCAACGUACAAUACGACGUGGUUCAGUUUCAACACAUCCUCCAACCCCAACGCCACCCUGGCCACGACCAAGUCUGCUGUCCUCACACCCUCUGGCAGCAACACAUCCACUUCUGCUAACAACGCCUCGCUUGCACAAAACACUACAUUAGCACCGCCAAACGUCACCACAGCUACGAUCAGCACAACUUCUAGUUUGACUAAACUGAAUGCCACAAGUGCAGCAACACCAUCGUCGUUCGACACAUCUCUGUUCACAGCGACUAUAAAUUCGACCAGACAGAACCUAACAUUCACCACUCCUGCUAGCAUAAAUGCUGAGACAAACGUAACCACGCCCCUUCAAUCUGCGUCACUGUUAAGCACAGCCACUCAGAACAUUUCAACAACAGCCACGCCCAACAAUAACAGCUCACAGACAGUAACGCUGGCUCAGACUACAUCAAACCCGAAUUCAUCUGUAACGUCUAUACGCAACGCAACUUUGUCAUUAACAACACUCACUCAAUCAUCAACGACACCCCCUCAAUCAUCAACCACACCCCCUCAAUCAUCAGCUACACUCACUCAGUCAUCAACCACGCCCAUUCACUCAUCAACCACGCCUAUUCAAUCAUCAACCACACCCACUCAGUUGUCAACCACACCCACUCAGCCAAUCACAUCAAACAAAACUGUUACAAUAUCAACCCUCUCCACUCAAUCUGCCCCAACUACCACAUCUUCUAUAAACGAAACCACAACACCCAAGCAGACACAGACAGUGACAAUAUACCCCAAGCAGGACGAAGUAUCUGGCACGGAGCACUUUUACUAUCUGACCCUACCACAUGUAGCAAGCGAUCUAACUGACAACCCCAACACCACACUGACCACAUAUUUAACACUCGCUACAACUGAGGGUAAAAAUGUUUCCACCAAUAUUACCGUCCAAUCUCCUGUCUAUCAAAACGUCCACCUCAGUGUUCAGCCAGGCAUUGGUGUCACAGUGGAACUAUCACCAUCGCUGGUGCCUGUCAUGGCAGGCUCAUCAGCGCGAGGAAUUAAGAUUCAAUCCUCAGGGUGUCUUCAUGUCAUUUUAUAUUGUAUUUUGGAAGACUCUCAGCUUGGAGUUGUGAUGUCAGCGGCGUCAACCUACAUCCAUCCUCACUUCAGUCUGUCCUACGACUACCUAGUAGUGAUGUCACCAGCAUCAGUAACCACACUAUCCCGACUUUACAUCGUGUCUGUGGCAGACAACAAUCACGUGACAUUGAGGAUGACGUCGUACCCAACGUCUGCAGUCACAGAGUUUAUUAUCAACGGUGUCCGAGUGACUAAUCCGGACGUUCUCGGCUUCUCGUUGAACCAAUCAGAUGUCUUCUUAUUGGAAAGCCAGUCCGACUUGACAGGUUCCAGAGUCACGGCUACAUCCCCUUUUGCCGUCUUUGUAGGAGUGAGGCAGGUCAGCGGUUCAAUCGCCUUUGAACAACUUACUCCUGUGACUGAAGAAACGAAUCAGUUUGUGACGUGGCCGCCUUUAACAGCGUUGACGUCAGUCUAUAGAAUGGCAACCGUUGAUGCCGUGACGUCACUUCAGAUCAAUAGCAGCAGAUGGUGUGAUCUUCCAGAGCCGGGAGACACCUGCGAAGCUCAGGUCCGAGGAGCUUCUCAAGUCACGGCUGACAAGCCAAUCACAGGUCUCCACGCCAUCUUCAAGAACGAAUCGAAUGCCGAGUGCCUGCAGCCACUUGCCUCUAACGGAGCGUGGAGAGACCUUUACACGUGGGUCAUUCCGCAAACCUUUGUGAAAACUUCCGGUUUAACGAUUGACCUCUUUCUUAUUGUCGUUAUCAAAGAUAACUUGAAAACACAAAUAUCAUUGGAUGAUAAACCUUUCAUUCCUGAUUGGGAGAGCGAUUUAGAACCUAAUGGAAAUUAUAGAUUUUUAACUAAAAGGCUUAAUCCAGGUCACCAUAGUCUCCGAGGUAACGAGUCCAAUUACUUUGGGGCUUAUUUGCUUGGCAACAUUCAGUCUGCAACCUUUUGUACGACUCUUGGAGUGGACCACUUGAGUCAGCAUUUUAGGAGUGUUUGUGAGUUCCCACUGAACGGUAACAAGCUUUAUCACGCCACCCCAGGCAACGCUUCAUCACCUUCACCCAGCGCCUAUACCACGGUUUCCUCAACGGAAACAUCUUCUCUCCCGACGGGGACAUCGACGUCCACCAGCUCCCACUGGUACAACAACAACAGCCUGACGCUGGAACAGGUCGACGAGGUCCUGAGCGAUAUCAGGCAAGCCCUUUACCUGGACAACAAGAGGUUGUCCGCCUACAGCCGCAAGCUAACCAGCGCCCGCGACGACAGGCCGUCGUGCAGGAACUUGGGCUGUGUGGGCGUGGCUCUGGUGGUCACUGUCCUCCUCCUAAUGGUCAUCGGUGACGUUCUCCACGUCUGUGUUUGGACGUACGACAAUCUUCACGUGCGCCACAGAUGGUAUCUCCUUCCAAGAAAGUCUUGAGCAAUACUAGUUUCAUUUACUCUAUAACAAGCAAGGCCGGCCUUAGGCAUAGGCAAACUAGGCAGCUGAUAAGCGCCUCCGAUUGGUAGACGCCUCGCACUGGACUCGAAAUAAUAUUUUUGAAAAAAUAAAUAGCGAAACUUGUGCCCAAUGUUAAUGUUGGACUACAUUAGGUUUUAAAUAUAUUUUCUAAUUUUAUUUGUUUGCUGCUUUUUUUUUCUAUUGCAUUUGGGGGGCCACCAAAUUUAGCAAUUCGACAAAUCUUGCAACAAUUAAACCUACUCACUUACGUAACUUAUCGUUUCCAAUCAUGGUCUUUCGAUACUAACUUAUCACAAAUUAUUAUGUUCAAUAUUAAUAGGCACCUGAAUACCUGUAACUUCACAAAUUAAUAAUGUAAUUUACUUUU
This is a messenger RNA of Biomphalaria glabrata, 3461 nucleotides long. RefSeq lists its product as uncharacterized. The record is from RefSeq and is a predicted model, not a curated record. The transcript is spliced from 10 exons. NCBI's taxonomy places the organism in Eukaryota, Metazoa, Mollusca, Gastropoda, Planorbidae. The coding region runs from base 134 to 3052 and encodes 972 amino acids.